Contarinia nasturtii (swede midge) is the source of this 337-nucleotide messenger RNA. Its product is annotated as protein GVQW3-like. The annotation marks the transcript as partial. The record is from RefSeq and is a predicted model, not a curated record. The transcript has 2 exons. NCBI's taxonomy places the organism in Eukaryota, Metazoa, Arthropoda, Insecta, Diptera, Cecidomyiidae.
AUGGAUAAAAUCGAAUAUCGUGCGGUGAUUAAGUUUCUCACAAAAGAAGGGUCAAAGAAUGGGCAAAGCUUCAAGUUGGGCAGAGAAUCAUUGAAAGAUGAUCCACAUACAGGUCGGCCAGUUAAAGCAACUGCUCCAGAUGUGCUGGAGAAAAUUGAUCAUCUCGUGCACGAAAAUCCUCGAAUGAGCAAGAAAGUGUUAGCAGCAAUGUUUGACAUCUCAACUGGCAGUGUAUUCAAUAUACUUCAUGAAAAAUUGCACAUGAGAAAGGUUUGCUCACGAUGGAUUCCAAGAACUUCGAACAGAGCUCAAAAAGAAGAACGAAUUGCUGCUGCAC